CUCCUCGCCCUGCGCCGUGGCAGCUGGCCGCUGCCUCCUGCGCCUUCCCGUGCACGCAUGUGGCUGAGGCCCUUCCAGGCCGGCGCCGGCUCCCCGGUUCCUGAAGGAGCUGCUUUCCCCAUCCCCUGAUGUGUAACAGCACAUCCUCUUGCCGGAGGAAUAUGGGCUCUUUGUUAAGCAGGCUCCUGUGCACUCACUUGCACAGGAAAUAAGCGAGGGGAUUUGUUUCCGUGACAAAUGGGCUGGUUCUCCUCGGUCAGUUUGCUCUGAUGUUUUACUUUGAGAAGACAGCAUAACUUUCUAAUAAAGCGAGGCUGCGCUGUAAGUGGAAAAUGCUGCUGUGGGAGCCUCCGUACCUGUCUGCCAAACCGUGCAGGCAACACGUGCUUGGUUCUGAACAGGCAUGGCCUGACAGCGGAGCAGUUCUUGUCUCUGCCGUUUACAAGAAGCUGGGGAUGCCCAGUACUAGUGCUUGGGCUCAGGCUGUCUCACAUAGUGCAUGGCUUGUAGCAAUUUCACACAGAAAAUAUACUUCAUGUUGAGACUGAACAUAAUGAUUCUAGAGCAGAGGUGGGGAUGUUUCUCACGUUGCACCUAUAAACCCGCUGCUGUGGUCUUGUUUAAAAAGAAAAAAAAAUCUUAAAUUGAUAUCACCUCUGCAAGUGAUGUCCUCAGGGAAAAGGAGCACAGCAGCAGACAGCAGUCUGCAGUCAGAUUCUCUUUGCUCCUCAGAGAGCUUUUGAAGCUGUAAGUUCCUCUUGUUGAGUUUGGCACGGACACGCAGUGUCAGUGAACUCUGAGGCCAUAGGAAAGGGCUGAGUGUAGUUCGUUGGCUGAGGAUGCUGACAGCUCUUGAGGAUCCAGCUAGAGUGCAGUUUGUGCUGAAGGCAUGGAAGGAAAUGACUCAUAGCACUGCAGCUGCACAGUGGCCUGGAAAGCAGCUCCUCAUAGCCCCCUCUGACCCACUUGUGCUCUCUGCGUUGCAGGAUGUGAUCCAGGUAUCUAAGAAAUACCUCCCUGGGAUGGCAGUGGGGUAUUCCAGUGCUAAACUGACCCUGCACGUCGGAGAUGGUUUUGAGUUCAUGAAACAGAAUCAGGAAGCCUUUGAUGUGAUUAUCACGGACUCAUCUGACCCCAUGGGUCCUGCAGAAAGUUUAUUCAAAGAAUCCUACUACCAGCUGAUGAAGACAGCACUGCGCGAAGAUGGGAUUCUCUGCUGCCAAGGUGAGUGCCAGUGGCUGCACCUGGAUCUCAUUAAGGAGAUGCGUCAGUUCUGCAAGUCUCUGUUCCCUGUUGUGGAAUACGCCUAUUGCACCAUCCCUACGUACCCCAGCGGGCAGAUUGGCUUCAUGCUCUGCAGCAAGAACCCAAACACAAAUUUCCGAGAGCCUGUGCAGCAACUCUCACAGCAACAAGUAGAGGAGAGGAGUCUGAAAUAUUACAACUCUGACAUUCACCGGGCAGCUUUCAUCCUGCCAGAGUUUGCACGGAAGGCCCUGAGCGAUGUGUGAGACUGAGAAGCUACUUCCUCCCUUCAAGUUGGACCCUGAGAUCAUCAGUGAUGUGGGGACCUUCCUAGCAGACUACAGAUUUGCUCUCCACUGUGUGGGAUUGUUUAACCCCUUGCCAGCCAACAUUCCCUUUGAUGUGUCAUAACCCAGAUAAGACUAUUGAAAAGGUCCAGUGACUUAUUGCGUGAGGUCAAAACUGUUGUUUGCAGUACUGGAAAUGUAAAAUGUCUUCUUCCUUCCUCUCCUCCCUUUACCCAUUCUAAAUUUGCCUCCACCCAACUGACAACGAUAUAUUUAUAACUGACGUGUAUUUCUGUCUGGUGAUCUUCUGAAACUUGGGAAGAGUUCAGGAGGUUCACUGACUCGGCCUUAAGCACAGAGAGCGAGAGCUUUGUGCACAAAGUUAGCUUGCUCUCUCCUAAUAGAAGCUCCCUGCUGCUGAGACAUUUUGACUGGUAACGGGUCUGAGCCUUCGCAUCCCACUGCCCUGCUGUGAUGCCUGUGCUGUUCUGCAGCACAGCUGGAGAAGUCACAGUGCAAACUGUUGCCAUUCACAAUAAGUCUCCCUCCAACCCUGAUGGAGUAGCAGUAUUAAACGCCAGCAUGCCAGGCUGGCAGCAAAGUCUUGUGGCUUUUAUUUUUUUUUUUUUCAAUUGGUUGGAAACAGAAAUGCUGAGGUACUAACAGGCUGACUCCUGUUCUUACCCCUGCCAUCAAAAUGGUUCCAAAGAAUGUUUAUCAAUCAGGUGAUAGGCGCUUUAUAUAUAAAAAUAUAAAUAUAAAUAUAUAUAUAAAAAAAAGCAAACCUUAGAUCCAUUGCCUGCUGUUAAGUACUGAUGCUGGGGAGGCAGUUGUGCUGAUAAAUCUCAUCUCAGUCUUGCUGAGGUGCCUCAGGCCUGGGUAUUUGCUAGUCGUUAGGAGGCAUCAUUACUCCUAAUGCUGCCCCCAGAAGUGUAAGCUGUUUUUCGUUUUACUGUGUUGUGAGAUGGAUCUUCCUCCACGUCUACUUCUGGUUUAAAGUCUCCGUGCCACCGCUGUGCAACAGGGAUCUUUCCAGCACAACCACUGUGCAAUUGUCACUCCCUUGCAAUCAAUUAAACACUCGGCUCUGGUUAAGGUGA
This is a messenger RNA of Meleagris gallopavo (turkey), 2632 nucleotides long. Lineage: Eukaryota; Metazoa; Chordata; Aves; Galliformes; Phasianidae. The record is from RefSeq and is a predicted model, not a curated record.